AGUCAUCUUCAGCCAUGAAGAUUCUUUUCGCUAUUCUACUAGCUAUUGUUUCAGUUCAGGCAAAGCCUGGAGGAAGAAGAUCUCCACCUUGUGGAAUUCCACCAUUCUUGGACAGUCUUCCAGAAGAUGCCCAGGAAAAGAUUAAUGAUAUCUGGAAGGAUUACAAAGAAGGAGAUAAGUGUUAUGAGGAACAAGGAUUGACUCGUGAAGUUAUCGAUUCUCUUCCAAAGGAUGCUCGCAAAAAUCUUCACAAAAGACCAACUCUUCCAUUCCUUAAGGGACUUCCAAAAGACAAACUUGCAAAAUUCGAAGCUAUUUUCAAGGACAGAUCAGUUCCAUGGAGUGAGAAGCCAGAAAAGAUUGAAGCUCUUGCUGAGAAGGAACUUGAUGGAGAUAACUUGAAGAAAUUCAAGGAGUUCAAGGAGAAGAAGGAAAAGGAAGAUAAGGAAUACAAGGAGAAGGAAACAAAAUUGUCUGAUGAAGCAAAGAAGGCACAUGAAAAGAUUGAAGCAUUGAACAAGCAGAAGUUUGAAAUUCUUGGAGAUCUCAGCGAAAAGGCCAAGGAAGAACUUUUCGAUUUGUGGAAGAGUCGUCCACAUUUCAGAGGAGGACAUCGUGGAGGAAAGCACUAAAUGUAUCAUUUGUAAUAAUUAUUUUAUAAAUUUUUCAUUGCUU
This is a messenger RNA of Caenorhabditis elegans, 675 nucleotides long. RefSeq names its product DUF148 domain-containing protein (gene F57H12.6). The record is from RefSeq and is marked reviewed. The transcript has 2 exons. Bases 15 to 632 code for a protein of 205 amino acids. Lineage: Eukaryota; Metazoa; Nematoda; Chromadorea; Rhabditida; Rhabditidae.